Nannospalax galili (Upper Galilee mountains blind mole rat) is the source of this 6135-nucleotide messenger RNA. It is a transcript of the gene Mapt, whose product is annotated as microtubule associated protein tau. The coding region runs from base 159 to 2438 and encodes 759 amino acids. The transcript has 15 exons. Gene Ontology annotation, cellular component: neuron projection. Gene Ontology annotation, biological process: microtubule cytoskeleton organization; neuron projection development. The record is from RefSeq and is a predicted model, not a curated record. Lineage: Eukaryota; Metazoa; Chordata; Mammalia; Rodentia; Spalacidae. Gene Ontology annotation, molecular function: microtubule binding.
GCGCGCACUCCCAGUCUCCGCCACCCACCAGCGCCGGCACCAGCAGCAGAGCCGCCGCCACCGCCCACCUUCUGCCGCCGCCGCCACAGCCACCUUCUCCUCCACUCUCCUCUUCUGUCCUCGCCUUCUGUCGACUAUCAGGUGAGGUUUGAAUCAGAAUGGCUGAGCCUCGCCAGGAGUUUGACACAAUGGAUGACCAUGCUGGAAGCUACACCCUGCUUCAAGACCAAGAUGGGGACGUGGACCACGGCUUGAAAGAGUCUCCCCUGCAGGCCCCUGCCGAUGACGGAUCCGAGGAACCAGGCUCGGAGACCUCUGAUGCUAAGAGCACUCCAACAGCUGAAGACGUGACUGCGCCCUUAGUGGAGGAGAGAGCUCCUGGAGAGCAGGCUGCUGCCCAGCCCCACACGGAGAUCCCCGAAGGAACCACAGCUGAAGAAGCAGGCAUUGGAGAUACCCCUAACCUAGAGGACCAAGCUGCUGGACACGUGACUCAAGACCCAGAAGAGGUCGCGUUUCUCCCAGAAAGCUUGCUCAGGGAGCCAGGGCAUGGUGAAGGCCAGGCCCCAGACCCAGGGGUCCCAGAUUGGAUCUGCCAGCCCAUGCCUGACAUGUCUGGGGCUCCACUUCUGCCACAAGGCCUCAGAGAGGCCACAGGCCAACCUUCAGGGACAGGACCUGAGCAUCUAGAAAGAAGCCAUCCAACCUCUGAGCUGCUGAUGUACCAACUUGUGGGAGACAAGGACCAUCAGGGGCCACCUCAAAAAGAUGAUCAGGGCAAAGACAGGCUGGGGGCUGAGACAAUAGGUGAAGAUCUGGACAUGGACGAGUCAUCCCAGGACUCCCCUUCCUCCCAGGCCUCUCCUCCAUCCCAGGCCUCUCUGGCCCUAGGCAGGGCACCCACUCAGGCUGUAUCUAGAGAGGCCACUGGCAUGCCUGGGUUCCCAGAUGAGGGUGCCAUCCCACUUCCUGUCGAUUUCCUCUCCAAAGUCUCCACAGAGACCCAGGCCUCGCAGCCAGAUGGGCCUGGCACAGGGCCUGUGGAUGAAGGGCACGAGGCUGCCCCUGAGUUCACAUUCCACGUGGAAAUCAAAGCCAGCAUGCCGAAGGAGCAGGAUUUGGAAGGGGCAACACUGAUGGGGGCCCCUGGAGAGGAGCAACAGGCCCAGGGCCCCUCUGUGGGAAAGGCCACCAAAGAGGCUGGUCUUCUGGAACCAUCCGAGAAGCAGCCUGCAUCUGGCCUGCCAGGAAGGCCAGUCAGUCGGGUCCCUCAACUCAAAGCUCGCAUGGUCGGUAAAAGCAAAGAUGGGGCUGGAAAUGAUGAAAGGAAAGCAAAGACAUCCACACCUUCCUGUGCUAAAACCUUGAGAAAUAGGCCCUGCCUUAGCCCCAAACGCCCCACUCCUGGUAGCUCAGACCCUUUGAUCAAACCCUCCAGCCCUGCCGUGUGCCCUGAGCCAGCCACUUCUCCUAAACACGCCUCUUCUGUCACAUCCCGCACUGGCAGUUCUGGAACAAAGCAGAUGAAACUCAAGGGGGUUGAUGGCAAAACUGGAACAAAAAUUGCUACACCCCGGGGAGCAGCCCCACCAGGCCAGAAAGGCCCAUCCAACGCCACCAGGAUUCCAGCCAAGACCACACCCAGCCCAAAGACCCCUCCUGGCACAGGCGAACCACCGAAAUCCGGGGAACGCAGCGGUUACAGCAGCCCGGGCUCCCCAGGGACUCCGGGCAGCCGCUCCCGCACCCCAUCCCUACCAACCCCGCCCACUCGGGAGCCCAAGAAAGUGGCGGUGGUCCGCACUCCCCCCAAGUCGCCGUCUGCCACCAAGAGCCGCCUGCAGACUGCCCCCGUGCCCAUGCCAGACCUAAAGAAUGUCAGGUCCAAGAUCGGCUCCACGGAGAACCUGAAGCAUCAGCCAGGAGGCGGGAAGGUGCAGAUAAUUAAUAAGAAGCUGGAUCUUAGCAACGUCCAGUCCAAGUGUGGCUCAAAGGACAAUAUCAAACACGUUCCAGGCGGCGGCAGUGUACAAAUAGUCUACAAACCAGUGGACCUGAGCAAGGUGACCUCCAAGUGUGGCUCAUUAGGCAACAUCCAUCAUAAACCAGGAGGUGGCCAGGUGGAAGUAAAAUCUGAGAAACUGGACUUCAAGGACAGAGUCCAGUCGAAGAUCGGUUCCCUGGAUAACAUCACCCACGUCCCUGGUGGAGGGAAUAAGAAGAUUGAAACUCACAAGCUGACCUUCCGGGAGAAUGCCAAAGCCAAGACAGACCAUGGGGCAGAAAUCGUGUACAAGUCGCCGGUGGUGUCAGGGGACACGUCUCCACGGCACCUCAGCAACGUGUCCUCCACUGGCAGCAUCAACAUGGUAGACUCGCCACAGCUUGCCACGUUAGCCGAUGAAGUGUCUGCCUCCCUAGCCAAGCAGGGUUUGUGAUCAGGCCCCUGGGCCAGUCAAUAAUCGUGAAGAGAAGAGAGAGUGAGAGAGUGUGGAAAAAAAAGAAUGAUCUGGCCCCUCACCCUCCGCCCUCCCUGCUGCUCCUCACAGACGAGCCUGGCACCUAACCUGCUUUUGUCGCUCGGCUUUGGCUUGGGACUUCAAAAUCAGUGAUGGGGAAAAAGAGCAAAUUUCAUCUUUCCAAAUUGAUUGGUGGGCUAAUAAUAAAAUACUUUUAAAGAAAAACAGGUUAAAAACAUGGCCACACCCAACAUUUCCUUGGGCAAUUAUUUUUGAUUCUUUUUUUUCCCCCUCUCUGAGUAUUAGAGGGUGAAGGAGAGGUUCUGGAAGCUGUUUCUGGGAGUUUGAAGGCACUAAGGCACCCAGUGCUUGCAGCCCCAUCCCGGGGGUGUCACAGGGACAGUGACAGCAACAAAAGAUUAGUGGGGAAGACAAAGGGAGGCGGGUGGGCAGGGUGGUGAAGCAGAGAGGGGAGGUGGACAGGAUGGGACUGGACACUGGCCCCUGCCAAGUAUUACAGAAAGGGUAAGUAGCCCCAGCUCUACAGCGGUCUUAAAUGGUGCGGCUUCCUGUUCUGGGAGGCCCUGGGGUGUGCUGCGGGUCAGUCGUGCCACUUCUGUGGGGUGGCCUGUUUGAGAAGGGACAGUGGGCAGAAGGAAGGUGGGUUGAAGGUGGCAACUUGUGGAUUACUUCCACAAAGGCUGACCUUGACAUCCCGGAGUGCUGGUCUCUUUCCCACUCCCUGCAGGAUGGGAGUCCUGAGCAGAGGGGCUUCCGUCUGCCCCGGUGGAAAAAGCUAUUCUAAGUUCUGAAGUUUGGAACCGAAGCCACGAUUUUUUUGUCCACCUCACAGAACUGUAUUUUAGGGCUAACCAAUUCGUUGUAAGGACUUGUGCCUCUUGGGGGACAUCUGCCUGUUCUCACCUGGGCCUCCAGAACCUCUGCAGUGUGUGUGGGAUGGGGGAGCAUGUCUGAGAGGUGGGCUCCAGGCCUCCCAUCCCUCCCCUGGCCACUGUAGCCCUUCUGCUUGUCCCUCUGUGCCCAUAUGUCUGCCAUGAGAGCCAAUCACUGCCGUACUUUGAUCAUGUCUCACUGUCCUGAGUGCCCAGCCUUCCCCAGCCCCAGUCCUGCUGUAUGCUAAGGGGUUGAGUCCAGAGAAGGCAAAGUCCAGGCACAAGGGUUAGGGCUCAGCCUCCCUACGUUCCACACAUCUAACCAGUGUGCCUCCCACAAGGAACCUUGUUUAGUUUUCUCCCUCACCUCCUAUCCCAGAUGGGGUGGGGCCUGGCAAUGACCCUGGUCAAUUGACUUGAUGACUUGAGAUAGCCAUUGCCUCCUUUCCUGUCCUGAGCUGGGGGCAGCAUCAGGUGCCAGUGCUGGCACCAGGUUGGGCAGGCAAGAGUCCUAGGACAGGGUCAUUCUCCUUCCAUUCUGUUUCCACCCCAACUUGUGAUUGCCAGCUUCCCAGAGCCCAGACAUCAUUAAGUUUCCAUGUUCGGAAUCAGCCCUCCACACCCCAACUUGGGGAACAUACCCCUUGGAAAUGUUUUUCCUCCAGUCCCGGUGCAAGCAGUGCUGCCUGUCCUGCUGGAGCAGCUAACACCUCCACAGAUGUGACCCUUCCCUCCCCAUCCACACCCUGUUGUGUUGUAAUUGGAUUUGUCUGUUUAUGUCUGGGUUCACUAGAGUGACUAUGAUAGUGAAAAGAAAAAAAAAAAGAAAAAAAAAGGACGCAUGUAUCUUGAAAUAUUUGUCAAGAGGUAUUUGUCAAGACUGGAUAUCUCUUGUCCCCAUUGGGAUAGCUCCCAGAAGCCAGUGCAGUGCUACCCUGCUGGGGCAUCCCAGGUUUUGAAGGGUUUCCUUUGCAUUGGUGACCCCCACAGACACCGGACCGACAUUGGAGGUUUCUGGUGCCAAGGCUUGAAGCACAGGACCAGCUGGAGACAGCAGGCUCCCUUUGUCAGGAAGAGCUUGUGGCUGGCCUGGUUUGCAGAGUGAAGACGGGCCUCUCUGGUCACAGCCUCAAGUUCCACAGCAGCCCUGCCUGAAAGACAGUCUUAGAACUCCCAUAUAAAAGGACACCAAUGACCCCCAGGAGAGUGUGGCCCCAGGUUCCAUGAAUCUCCAGCAACAACCCUGGGCCUGGACUCUCCCCAGGUUCUCCCUGGGGGACAGCCUUGGCCUCCUCACUGAGGAUGGACAGCCUGACUGAGGAAGCGCAACAACUUGGGGGAUCCCCCCACCCCUUGGUUUCCAAGAUGUCAGCCCACUGGCCUUGCACAAGCCCCACCCACUGCUGCAGGGAAGAGAAGAGUUGGCCUUGGCAGGGAUUCCGCAGCCUCAGGCCGAGUUCCACCCCUUUGGGAGAGGGGAUUGGGGAUGGGAAGCAGCAGGACUUUCUCUUUAAAGAAUUGCAUGGGCCCAGAACUGUAUGGUGAGGCUCCCCACUGCUCUUGGGUAUCCCAGCUGCCCUUAGAACUGAAGAGUGUGAUGGAGAAAAAGGAAGUGUGGUUUGAAGAUAUAUGGACCCUUCUUUAUUGCCGAUCUUGGCUGUGCUUUUAUACCGGUUUGCUCCUCCUGCAGUUACUGCCCCUGUGUAUGGGGGGCGCUCUGCCACCCCUUGUACAGAUCAAGCUGCUGGGGUCAGCCCAAAGCUCAUGGUUGAGGGUGAUCGAAUCAGUGCUGAUAGGUAGACUACAAAGGGAUUUAAUAAGGACAAUCCCCCCAGAGCUUCGGCACUCCUACCUUCCUUCCAUGCCUCCCCACUCCAGAGCCAAUGUCCUUGGGUGGGCUAGAUAGGGUAUACCAUAUGCCUGGUGGCUCCAAGCCCUCAAUUCACUUUAUCAGUAGUUCCAUUUAAAUUGACUUCAGUGGUACAAAUGUUUUCAGAUUGCUUGUGCUGUGGGGGGAGGGGGGAGGAAGAACAUAAGAGAGUUCACAUGGGCAAAAGGAAGUUGGAGUGCACCAGUUAAGCCAUCUGCAACCCUUUUCAUGAUUUUGACCACUUGCUAGAGAGAGAAGGGGGCAUGAGGCUAGAGUCAGAGGUUUAGCCACUCCACUGGCAGGUUCUCCCAGGCAGAGACAACCAGUUAGUUCCAACCAGCUGGACUUCCCAGUCUGGUGUAGCUGACUUGUGUAGGAAUCUAAGACCUGCUCUGGCCUGCUGCCCUCUUAACUGAGUCCAGAGUCCAUAUUCAUGCCUCCUUGAAACCCCAGCCUCCUUCCCUCUAAGCCACUGGCACCCCAGGAUCAUCUCUAGACUGGCUUCAGACUCACAGCCUACACUUCUAGCAGCUACCAAGAUCUCCUUCACCCUAGUCUUUGUUCUCCAGUAAAAUAAGGUGGGGAUGAGGGCAGAGGUGGUCAUCAGCUCCACGUCUGUGGCUUCGUGAGCUUCAGACUUCUGAAAGGGUUGCCUUGGGCAGUGACUCCAAGUCUCACCUUCUGAUGGAUGGAGCCUGUGCAGUUACUUUGCUGGGCACGACGAUCUCCAGCACUUGCAAGUCCCAUGAGUUCUUUGGUAAUUUUGAGGGUGGGGGGAGGGACACGAAAUCAUCUUAGCUUAGCUUCCUGUCUGUGAAUGUCCAUUAUAGUGUAUUGUGUGUUUUAACAAAUGAUUUACACUGACUGUCGCUGUAAAAGUGAAUUUGGAAAUAAAGUUAUUACUCUGAUUAAA